AUGGACAGACACACUUAUGCCGAAUGGAGAAUCACCAUUUAUGGGAAAUCUAGUAGUGAAUGGAGAAUAAAGGCUCAAUGGCUUAUUAAAAAUAAACUACAGCAUCCAAAUAUUAGGUGGAUCAUCCAAUUGCCUAGACUUUAUUCAGUGUAUAGAAAGAGUGGAGAACUCAAAUCAUUUCAAGAUAUGAUUGAUAAUAUUUUUAGACCAUUGUUUGAAGUCACUAUCAACCCUGAAGUCGAUCCAGACUUGUAUCAAGCACUCUUUAGCAUAUCCGCCUUGGAUUGUGUCGAUGAUGAGAAUUAGCAUGAGAACUUCUUUCUACAACAUCUCAAAAUCCAACCUAUUCAUUGGACGAAAGACACCAAUCCACAUUAUGCUUAUUGGAUCUAUUACAUCUAUGCCAAUCUAUCUAGUUUGAAUCAGUUGAGACAACAAAGAGGCUUAAAUACCCUUGAUCUGAGACCCCAUUGUGGUCUCAAUGGAAAUAUCGAUCACUUGGCUUGUGCAUAUUUGCUGGCCAGAGGAAUCAAUCAUGGCAUUAUUUUAGAAUAAUCCCCUGUUCUAAAGUAUUUGUAUUACCUCAAAUAAAUUGGUAUAUCCAUGUCUCCAAUUGCCAAUAACAAAUUGACAUGUAAAUAUGCUGAUUCACCUUUUAACAGCUAUUUCAGACAAGGACUCAAUGUUUGUUUGUCCACUGACGAUCCCCUUAUGUUACACAUAACUGAUUAACCUCUUCUAGAAGAAUAUGCAAUUGCUCAACAGAUCUUUGAUUUAUACAAUGUAGACAUGGCCGAAUUGGCACGUAACUCUGUUCGAUGCUCUAGUUUCGAAUCUAUCAUCAAAGAAUUUUAUGUUGGAACUAAUUAUGAGAAGAUGUACAAAACUACAAACAACCCAGAAAGAAACAAUGUCCCCUAAAGCAGAUUCCUAUUUAGGUAAGAAACACUUAAAGAGGAAUAUCAAUACUUGCAAGAACUCAGCAAGUCUUAAUGA
Molecule: messenger RNA, 996 nt
Organism: Paramecium tetraurelia
Lineage: Eukaryota; Ciliophora; Oligohymenophorea; Peniculida; Parameciidae
Exons: 2
Biological process (GO): AMP metabolic process; IMP salvage
Cellular component (GO): cytosol
Molecular function (GO): AMP deaminase activity
Source: RefSeq, a predicted model, not a curated record